Vicia faba (fava bean) is the source of this 774-nucleotide messenger RNA. NCBI's taxonomy places the organism in Eukaryota, Viridiplantae, Streptophyta, Magnoliopsida, Fabales, Fabaceae. The record is from the annotation of a GenBank genome assembly.
AUGGCAGAGUUUGAAGUAUUACCAGAAGCGUGCAUUGCGUCCAUACUCUCUUAUACUACACCAAUUGACGCGUGCCGGCUCUCUCUCGUUUCUAAAACUUUCCGUUCUGCAGCCGACUCCGACACUGUCUGGAACAAAUUUCUCCAGUCUGAUACUCCACUUAUGGAUCAUGUCAUUAAACAUUCUCCUACCCUUGCCAACUUCUGUACAAAAAAGGCUCUCUAUAUGUUUCUAUGUGAUCGCCCUACUACCCUUCAUCAUCGUCAUAAGAGCUUUCAAUUGGUGAAAAAGAAUGGGAAAAGGUGUUUCAUGCUUUCUGCCACUUUUCUAAACUUUCUUUGGAGUUAUCCUACGGAAGUAGAAUGGACUUCCCUGCCUGAUUCUAGAUUCUCUGAAAUAGCUCAGCUUCGAAAUGUGUGUACGCUUCAAAUUCAUGGUGAGAUAAACACCACUUAUUUGUCCCCAAAUACUUGGUAUGCGGCUUACCUAGUGUUCAAGAAGGCUGAUGUCUGGGUAGUUGAGCACAAACCUGUGGAGUUUGUAGUUAGUAUCCGAAGUGGCCAUCAUGUCUCGAUGGAUCAUUAUUUUGAUGAUCAAUAUGUGGAAGGGCAAUGUUCUAGGGUGAGAGGCGAUGGAUGGCUGGAGACAGAGAUGGGGUUGUUCUAUAAUGCACCCAAAACAGAUGAAGACAUACAUAUGAAUGUUUAUCAGAUUAAGGGUUGUAAUUGGACUAUCUCUCUUGAAGGAAUAGAAGUUAGGCCGUAUGACAGUUAA